Molecule: messenger RNA, 2034 nt
Organism: Closterium sp. NIES-65
Lineage: Eukaryota; Viridiplantae; Streptophyta; Zygnematophyceae; Desmidiales; Closteriaceae
Source: the annotation of a GenBank genome assembly
AUGGCGGACAACGAAGGGCCAUGGAACAACCAGUGGCACUUGCUGCAGCAGAGCCAGCAGCAGGCGGAGGAGCAGCAAUGGAAGGGAACGGAAGAGCAGCAGUGGAGAGGAGUGGAGGAGCAGCAGUGGCGGCAAGAGGUGCAGCCGCAGUUGUUUGGUCACCUGCUGGGGCAUCAGCACUUGGAUGGGGAUGCUGGGCUGAGGGUAGCCCAGCCUGCCGAGCCUGACUCGGGGAACGCGGCAAGCAGCGCCAAGCCUGCGUCCAACAGCUGCGGCGGCGGCGACCCGAAGCUGUUUCGGGGGGUGCGGCAGCGGCACGAGGGCCGGUGGGUGGCCGAGAUUCGCUACCCUAAGAAACGUUCCCGUGUGUGGCUUGGCACGUUCAACACCCCGGAAGAAGCAGCUAGAGCGUACGACCGCGCCGCUGUGAAGCUACGCGGGCCCAAGGCACGCACUAACUUCCCUCACCCGGCUCUGGCGGAAUGGCAGCCUUUGCCUGGGUAUGUUGGGGUGGAGAAGGCGAUCAGUGAGGCGAGGGAGAGGGGUGGAGGAGAUGUGGGUGCGUCAGGGGUGGCUGGGUGGGUUCAGGGGUCAGGGUUUAACGCUGCUGGAAGCUCUGUAGGCGGCAAGGGAAGGCAGGCUCAGGUGGUGGUGUCUGGGAGUGGUGGUGGGGAAGGGGGGUUGGUGGGGGGAGUUGCGGCAGGGGGGAUUGUUGGGGGGCAGACAGGGUUAGGCGGUGGGGGUGUGGGGGGUGGUGGAUCGUUCGGUGGGCUGUUGGAAGGGCAAGGAGGAGGAGGAGGAGGUGGUGGUGGUGGUGGUGUUGAUGCUAGUGGCAUGAUUGGUGGUGGGAUUGGUGGUGGUGUUGGUGGGGGGAUGAGAGGGCCUGUGGGUGGUUUGGAUGGCACCACUCUGCAGCAGCUGCAGUCUUUGGGGAUUCUGCCUGCUGUCGUAGUGGGUGGGGCGGGCAGUGGUGUGUCGGAGCGUAUUCUGCUGCUGUCGCUGCAGCGGCAGCUGGAAGCACAGCAGCGCCAACAGAUGCUGCAGGCUCUGGCGCAGGCGCAGGGGGGGCAGGGAGGGGGCUUGGGGCAGGGGCAGGGGGAGAGCUUGGGGCAGGCGGGAGGCGUGGGGCAGGGGCAGGGGGGGACGGUGGCGCAAGGGCAUGGGGGCGGAAUGGGGCAAGGGCAAGGGGGAGGAAUGGGGCAAGGAGGCAUAGGGCAGAGGGAGUUGGGGCAGCAGCAGAUGUUCGGGCAGCAAGGAUUUGGACAGGAAAUUUCUGGGCAUGGUAAUGUGCAGCUGCAGGAUUUGGGGCAGGCAAAUUCUCUCUUACAGGGGCUUGUGCAGGGGCAGGGGCAGGUGCAAGCGCAAGGGCAGGGGCAAAGAGGAGAACAGUUGGAGAAUCAAGGAAAGCAAGCCAGAAGGGAGAAUUCGAAUGGAUCUGAAGAGUCAUCGACCGGGGUGAGUGGUGCUGGGAGUGCUGCUAAGGGCGCUGUUGCUGGUGGUACUGGCAAUGCUGCUGUUGCUGGUGCUGGUGGUGGUGGCGGUGCAGUUAGUGUGGGCAAUAUAGCAGGACUAUCACCAGCAACAGGCGCAGCAACAGGACUGUCUCCCCAGGGGCGGAUAUCCAAUCCGGGGUGGUCUGGAGGUGGGCUAGCUGGGGGAGGUGCCAACUGGCAAGGGGGAGGUGGGAACCCUGCUCUGUUGCAGCAGCUUUCUAUCCAGGCGCCCGGCUUACCAGAGCAGAGCAUGGCACGGGCGCUGCGAAACAGGGUGGUGAUGGCAUUCCAAAAACCACCUGCGGAAGCUAAUGGGUCUGUGCCGGUCGCUGCAAGGGGAGGGGGUGUGAGAGUGGGAUGCGGUAAUAUGCAGUGGGAUGGGACGAGAGGGAAUGGGAUAAGGUGGGAUGGGAUGAGAGGGGAUGGGAUGGGAUGGGAUGGGAUGGGAUGGGAUGGGAUGGGAUGGGAUGGGAUGGGAUGGGAUGGGAUGGGAUGGAAUGGGAUGGGAUGGGAUGGAAUGGGAUGGGAUGGGAUGGAAUGA